This is a messenger RNA of Acanthopagrus latus (yellowfin seabream), 2358 nucleotides long. RefSeq names its product somatomedin-B and thrombospondin type-1 domain-containing protein. The transcript has 5 exons. Bases 235 to 1026 code for a protein of 263 amino acids. Lineage: Eukaryota; Metazoa; Chordata; Actinopteri; Spariformes; Sparidae. The record is from RefSeq and is a predicted model, not a curated record.
AAAGGGGCGGUGUCCCACACACGGGUAGAGCAGAGCUGGUGCGCACACCGGCUCCACUUUUACGCAUCGCUUAUCCGCGUAGGUGUCAAUGCCGAAGUUACCUCGGAUUUGGAUUAUAUAUAGAAAACACCACCUCCCUCUUUACAGUUGAAUUCCCUUUUAAGAAGAAGUGACGUAGCAGCAGCAGCAGCAGCAGGAGUGUGUGGAGCAAGUGGACGCAGAAAAGUUUCAGUCAUGGGAGCGCGUGGAUGGAGCUCAGCGCGCCUCGGGCUCGUCGUUUGUGGAUAUUUUACGCUUUUCUGCGGGGAGAUUUUUCCACAGGCCGAGGCGGGCUGCCGGGAGAGAGAGAGCCCGAACUGCUGCACCGGCCGGAACAACGAAUGUUUUGAGUACACCAAGAGAAAAACGGUGUGCUACUGUGACACCUACUGUCAGAAAACCGGAGACUGCUGCGAGGACUACAAGCGUGUGUGCCAAAUAUCUGCAGCCAUUGACUGUGUGGUGGGAUCCUGGGGUCCAUGGUCCUCGUGCACAUCUCCAUGUGGAGUUGGCAGCACAGAAAGGAGUCGCCAAGUGUCUGUGCCCCCUAGAAAUGGAGGCAUGCCCUGUCCUGACCUCAAACAGCGACGAGGAUGCUUUGGAAACAACGCCAUAUGCAGCACUGCGAAAGAAGUGGCAAAGAUCCUGCCUGAUUCUUUCAAGAGGAACUUCAAGGACCCUUGGAGGCGACCACACAUGCUGAUGAAGGAGGAGAAGGCCAGUUACUGUGUGUACCUGCGGGUGAAACAGGCCAGUGCAGCGUGUAAAUUCAAACUGUGGAGCGCUCAUCUGGUGAGAGAGAGGCUGGUCUGUGCAGAGUGUCAGAGCGAUGCCAUGUCUAAGUCAGACCGCUGCGGAGGCGACGGCCUGGACAACACCAGAACGUUCUGGGCUGCGGCCUCAGUCCCGGGCUGUCAUGGCUCCUGGGUGCGAGAGUCGUCCUCCGAGGGCUGCCGGUGUCCUCCCUACUCUGUGCUCUUCGUGUGAGCCGACGUGUAAACUCCAGACAUCCGUACGCAGGGACAAGAUUUCCCUCAACACCUCCUGCUAACCGUGGAGAGCCCUGCCAGCCAAGCCAGACCCCUCUGAUCCAGUUUACUGGAUGGGUAACUCAAGGAGAUCAGCAGCAUCCUGCCACUUUUUCCUUUCACCUCAUACUCUGUACUGUAUACACUAUUGCUAAGCACACAGACAUUCUUGCAUUUAUUUUCAGAUUUUACAGCCACGUUAUGUACUUACUCUCCUCCAAAGCACAGCAACAUCUAUAUGCCUUUUUACCUCUGAAUCUUUGCUAUCUACCUCCAUCAAUGCAAGUGCAUUUGUUAAUGCAUAAUGUAUAAAUAUAGAAAUAUAUUAUUUUGCUUUAUACAUUUUCUACUUUUGAUUGUUUAUGUGUUAUGUUUAUGUGUUGUCUAUAUAGCUACACUUAUUUGUAUCCAACAGUUUGAGCACCAAACAGCAGUUGCUGUGCCUAGUUUGAGCCCCAAUCCCAAGGGUCCUGAAAUCACCUGCAGGUUGGAGAAGCUGCAAACUGGUUCAUCCAAAUUGUAUCCACUGCUAGAAGUCCUAGAGUCAAUAUAUCUGUGUUUUACAGUUCUGUCCCUGUUACUAUUUCCUUUUGAACGAAAGCAUUUAUACCAGCAAGUCAAGUUGAAUAUCAGGUAUUAAUCCUCAGGUGCUGAGAUUUGUGUCUUUGUUUCCCAUCAAGCUUCCUCUUUCAUGUCUGCCUCUUCCGAUGGUCGGUCGCUGAUGUUUUUGAUAGUUUAAAGUGACUCAUAGCUGACAUCAGUCACAUCUGUUUAGACCCCAAUGUUGUUGGAGAGGAAAAAGAGCCAUUUAAGAGAAUUUUACAGUGGUUCUCUCUGUCCUCUGUGUCCAAGACUGAAAAAGAAUUGCUUCAUAGCUGUUUUCCUCUCACUCCUACGCCUGCUCAGAGACGCUAUUAAUCUCCCAUGGGAGUUUUAUCUGCAAAUUAUCAUCCAAUAUAACUAUCACAUGCAGUCAUGCCCACGAUACUCCCGUUCUAUUAACAGAGUCUCCUCCCAGCACUCUCCAGUAGCUCCUUCGUCUGCACUUGUGGCCUCUGUGAGUCAGUCGGUACGCCUCCCCACAUCUCCUGUACUGCUGGUUUAAGAGGAGGACCGGUGUCGUCUCAGUAAAGGGCUUUUCUCUCCAGGAAGCUGUGACUUUCUCUUUCUCUCCCACGUCUGUGUCUGUGUUUGUGUGUUUAUUUAUUAUAAAACAAGUGAUGAUUUUAUUAGUGCAGCACAGCAUACUCUGUACACUGUCCAUUAGUGAAAAUAAACAACUAUACUGUCA